Molecule: messenger RNA, 1285 nt
Organism: Cavia porcellus (domestic guinea pig)
Lineage: Eukaryota; Metazoa; Chordata; Mammalia; Rodentia; Caviidae
Gene: Phyhd1
Product: phytanoyl-CoA dioxygenase domain containing 1
Exons: 11
Coding region: 153-1016 (287 amino acids)
Source: RefSeq, a predicted model, not a curated record
CAGAGUUAAGGCUGGAGCCCCAACAGAGGGCUGAGUGGGGGGGACAGAGUCCUGCCGGGUCCUGAAGGGUUAAGUGCUCCCAGGAAGGGACUUCCGGGUUCAGGUUCUUCCUCUUCAGAACUUUCUUCUUUGCACCCUGACCUUGAGACACCAUGGCCUGCCUGAGCCCCUUGCAGCUCCAGAAGUUCCAGGACGAUGGGUUCCUGGUGCUGGAAGGGUUCCUGUCUCUGGAUGAGUGUGCGGCCCUGCAGCAGAGGAUUGCCACCCUCAUGGCCGAGAUGGAGGUCCCCAAGCACUGCCGCACGGUGUUCACCACCCAGAAGGAGGAGCAGCUUCGUGCCCAGGGUGCCUCCGACUACUUCCUGAGCAGCGGGGACAAGAUUCACUUCUUCUUCGAGAAAGAUGUUUUCAACGAGAAAGGAGAGUUCUUGGUUCCCCCAGAAAAAUCCAUCAACAAAAUUGGCCAUGCUCUGCAUGCCCAGGACCCUGUCUUCAAGAGUGUCACACACUCUCCCAAGGUGCAGGACCUGGCCAGAAGUCUGGGCCUGCAGAAGCCAGUGGUGGUGCAGAGUAUGUACAUCUUCAAGCAACCAGGCAUCGGGGGUGAAGUCCUCCCGCACCAGGACGCCACCUUCCUGUACACGGAGCCGCUGGGCCGGGUGGUGGGCCUGUGGAUCGCGCUGGAGGACGCCACACCGGAGAACGGCUGCCUCUGGUUCAUCCCCGGCUCCCACACCUGUGGGGUGGCGCGGAGGUUCAUCCGCAGCCCCGACGGCACCAGCUUCCUGGGCUCAGAGCCAGAGCGAGACGACUGUCUGUUUGUGCCCACGCCCGUGCGGAGAGGUGGCCUGGUACUGAUCCACGGGGAAGUGGUGCACAAGAGCACGCAGAACCUCUCAGACCGAUCACGCCAUGCCUACACGGUCCAUCUGAUGGAGGCAGAGGGCACUGUCUGGAGCCCAGAGAACUGGCUCCAGCCGACUGCGAAGUUGCCCUUCCCACGGCUGUACACCUGAAGGCCUUGCAGGGCAGGGCUGUCACCUCCAGACCCGAGGGCUGCAGCCACAGGAGUGGUGUCUCCCCACUGCACCUCCCUGUGCCAGUGUCUGCCCCUCAGCCCUGCAGACAGAAGGCAGGUGGGCUUCCCAAGAGCUCUGUCUAUCAUCCCAUGUCCCUGCACAACCGCCCCCUGCAGGGGGUGGGCGCCCCAAGCUGGUUUCAGCGGUCUCUCACGUGGAACUCUGAUGGAGGCAUUGUAAGACAAUAAAAGCGAUUUCUGAAGGCA